UUAAUUGGUCAUCAAGAGCACGCAGUCAUCAUCGACAAAAACAAAAUACUUUUGGUAUGUGUUUUAGAUAUAGAUAUUAAAAGAUAUAUAUGAUAUGUACGAAAAUAAAAAGGCAAUACAAUAAAGCAUAAGAGAAAAGGAAAAAUCGAGAGAGAAAAAGAAUAAACGUGUGCGGUGUGACGACACUGCGAUAUAUUAAAGACUAAAAGAGAAGGGGAUCUCCACCCCCACUUUCGUAUUUACAGCCGCGUGUUGAUAUAUAACUCCAAGAGCGUUGGACGAAAAAGCCACUCCUUACACGUGUUCAUUCGACGCAACAGUUUCGCGCUGCAUUCUUCUUUGUGUCAAUAUUGUUUUUUUUUUUUUUUUUUUUUAUUUUUACCGCUAGAAACAAAAUGACGUCAAUUUAAAAAUUGUCACCUGCUUAUCUCAUGAGUAAUUAAAUAAUUAAAAUAAUUAAACAAAACAACAACAAAAGCUCAUGUGAAUAAAGGAAUAAAAGAACAAAGUAUGAGUUUAUAAAUAAAAGUGAAGUGGAUAAAAAAGUUAAAUGUAAGUGAUGGUAAUAAAAUUUAAAUUCAAUUCCUGGUUUACUUACUCCUUAGCAUCUUCAAAGAUAAAAAAAACGUGAGAAAAGUGAAAGCGGAUACGUUUAUCUUAAAUUACAAUCUCUUGUGUAUUGAAAAGUAAAAAACAAGAUCUUCAUAGUGAAGAAUUCGUCAGCUUUGAACUUGAGACUGCGAAUGAAAAAAAAGGUUUAAUUAAUAAAAGGCUAAUAUGGGGAUUGUAUCAUCAACCUUGAUGCUGGUCGCAGCCCAGCUCGCUUGGAACUGUCAGAGAUUCCUGGACCCACGAUACAGAUAUGUUGAGCCAAUAAAAACCUUGGAAAUUUCAUCAACACCUACAACAGCAUCAGCAGGAGUUGAUGAUGCCACAAAUCACCAAUCAGUAGCACGAGUUACGGACACUCUUUCUAGUCACCAAGAAAAUCGUAAUAGACGAGCUGCUCAGCUGAGGUACAGACGGAAACGUCCCUCUAGUUUCGACGCAUCUCUAAUUGCUAAGAGUAUGAUUAAGAAUGGAAUUCCAGUUCAUACUGGAUCUAGAGUCGUAUCUUCAACGCCCAGUACUUUAAAAAGACAGCAGGCACCCGCUUGGAACAAUUCUUCCGCAUCCAUUUCUUCUUCUUCCUCUUCUAUAUCUUCUAGUGAAGACUCAGAUGUAGAACUAAAAGUGAGCAGAGAAAAAACUCUGGAAAGAACUAGAACGCAGCCUGAAAAUGAUGAAGAUAAUGAUAAUGACAUCAAUGAUCAAAAGUAUAUGAUGUCUGCUGCGGAAGAAGCGGCAUUUAGAAUGACUGUUGGACGAGGACAUUUUAGUAGAUCGAAAAAGGAUCGAUUCCUCAAUCAUUUGCGACUUGAAAAACGACUUAACGACCUCAAUCGUGAAUUCUUCGAGCUCACGUGUCGCGCUCAUUCACGGUCACUCUAUCGACAUCACUCGGGAGAUCUGAGAAAGAUUGUUUAGUUUUUAUUUUUUUACUUUGAUAAAUAAUAAUUAUUUAUUAAUUUAUACUAAUAAUAGGACAAGUGCUUUACCUAAUACUCAGUAAAAUAUUUACUGUAUAAUUAUAAUUAUUUAUUUUUUAAAAAAUUUAUAUAAUAUAAGAUUGUUUAUAUUAAUGAUAUGAUGAUAACUAUAAGCAUUUGUUUUAAAGAUAAAUAAUUAAUAUAAAUAGGUUUAAAAUCGCACAAUCGAUUUUGAUGAAUUAUUCUAACGAAUCUCGUGAUAAAUAAGUUAAUCAAAAUAUAUAUUUAAAAGACUGAAAAUUUUUUCAUUGUAAUUAAAACUAGUCUCGGAAAUGAGAAUUUUUAUAAUUAAUGAGUACAACUAUUUUUUUUUUUAAAGUUAAAUAAAUAUUUUUAAAUUUUAAAGGUGAUAAUUUUUAUUUCAAUUAUUACACUAUUAUUUAUAUUAAAUACUAAUUAGUUUGGUAACUAAUUAUUAUUUCAAAUCUUUUGCCGUAAUUAUUAUAUUUUUUUAUAUGAGUAAUUGAUUGUCAAAAGAUGUGCCA
Microplitis demolitor is the source of this 2074-nucleotide messenger RNA. RefSeq lists its product as uncharacterized. The transcript is spliced from 3 exons. NCBI's taxonomy places the organism in Eukaryota, Metazoa, Arthropoda, Insecta, Hymenoptera, Braconidae. Bases 778 to 1527 code for a protein of 249 amino acids. The record is from RefSeq and is a predicted model, not a curated record.